CUCACAGGAGAAACGCGUGACAGCAUGACGAUAAACAAACUGUCCCGCAGCAGGAUGACAGUGACACAGGUGGAGGACUUCCUCACAAAACCUCCGAAAGGUUUCUCCGUGGAGGCUGUCCCCUCGGGGUAUCGAGUCCACAGCGACUCGGAGAAAAACCUGGUGCUCAUCGAUGACUUCGACUCCUGCAGAGGGAGAAUCGUUUUCCACAAGUCGCUGGGAAGGAAAGUCAAAAUGCACAAUUUAUGGGAGUACACCAGCAUGAGAAAGAGUCUGCUGUCCAAGAAGAUCUAUCUGCUGAUGUCUGCCUGCGAAGAGAACUUUUCAGUGACCAACAAAAAGGCAGCAGAUGAAGCCAGAGUUCUGAAGCAGUUUGUGGUGUCCAUCGACGGCAGCGAUCCUUUCAUCAAGUGGCAGAUGGAGAGAGGCCUGGACUGGACCAUCUCCUCUGUUGCUGGGGAGAGCUACAGAGUUGAUAUUGACUUGACCGAACUGCUGGAGAGCUGGGCAGCGAAACACAUCCACAUCAUAACUGACAAACAAAUAAAAGUCAAACCUGUGUGGAGAGACUCCUCCUUUACCCUGAAAUACUACUCUGAUGCCCUCUUUGACUUCCCACACUGGUUUGGGUUCAGCAAAAGAAAAUUUAACUUGAGACUGACAUGAGCCAGCGGUGGAUGAAGAGCAAGAAAAAGAGUUUAUCACACGCCUGGUUUUUGGUGGAGUCUGCUUCCUCAAGAAACUCUCUUAAAUCAACAGACGAUGUUUGUAGCCUGCCAGGUGAAGGACAAGCCUACCUCUUGGGACUGCAGGAGCUACCUGAUAACUGGGUCCAGAGAUUUCUCAUGAUCAGUGAGUGGAAACCACUGACAAGGACUGACAAUGAAAUUCUGAAUGCCAUGAAGUUUAUUUAGGCAACUUUUGUGUCUAUAUUGAUGUUUUUUCUUUCUUUUUUUUGCUACUAAACUCGAUUUACAUUUGUUGUAUGAGGGGUUAAAGGGGUCAAAUCUGAUUUACUGCACAACUAAAGGUUUGUAGACUUUUGUACUAAAGAAUCAGCACUUGUUUGUGAGAAGUUUUUAUUUUAUA
Molecule: messenger RNA, 1089 nt
Organism: Plectropomus leopardus (leopard coralgrouper)
Lineage: Eukaryota; Metazoa; Chordata; Actinopteri; Perciformes; Serranidae
Gene: medag
Product: mesenteric estrogen dependent adipogenesis
Source: RefSeq, a predicted model, not a curated record